CAAUUUGCAUGCGACGACUACCAGCCUCAGGUUUGUAGUUUGUAGUCGCUUAAACUUCACUACCCAGAAAUCAAUGAGAAUAAUUCGGCGCUGGUUGGCUAAAUAAAGACACAACCCCUACCCUCGUGAUUGUUCAAGGCGAUCUGCUGGUCAACUUUAACACAGCUACAUAAGGCUCAGAUAAUGUGUUUUUCCAGUGUAACCUGACGUUUCGUGAGUGCGAUGGCCUUAAACUGCAGUAGAUUUUACCGUCUUAUUUUAGGAGCACACAGCGCGGCUGAGGUCUGCUCAAAGGGAACAGUUCAACAUUACUCCAGUAUUGCACGUGAAGAAAACAGACUGCUGCAGGUCAAAGAGCUUACAGUACCUGGUGGUCAUAGGCAGGACCUUAAGGAUGCCCUGCCCUUUUCAGCAUUCCUUACUGACUCCUUCGGACGAAGACAUAAUUACCUUCGUAUUUCCCUGACUGAGAAGUGUAAUUUUCGCUGUCAGUACUGUAUGCCUGAGGAGGGAGUUACACUCACACCUCGCUCUGAGCUUUUAACAGCAGAGGAGGUGCUGACAUUAGCCAGACUUUUUGUGCUAGAGGGGGUGAACAAGAUACGCUUGACUGGAGGAGAACCCCUCAUUCGGAAAGAUAUUUUGGAUAUCAUAGUGGAAUUGAGAAGGUUGGAGGGUCUGAAGACCAUUGCUGUCACCACUAAUGGCAUGAAUUUGACCAGACUGCUGCCUGGUCUUAUGAAGGCUGGAGUAGAUCUCCUUAACAUCAGCUUAGACACUCUAGUCCCUGCCAAAUUUGAGUUCAUCACUAGACGUAAAGGAUUUUAUAAUGUAAUAAAAGGCAUUGAGAAGGCUAUUGAAAUGGGCUACAAUCCAGUCAAGAUAAACUGUGUGGUCAUGAGAGGUCUGAAUGAAGACGAGUUACUGGACUUUGUGGCUUUAACAGAGAAGAAACCUUUGGAUGUGAGAUUCAUAGAAUACAUGCCUUUUGAUGGUAACCGAUGGAACUUCAAGAAGAUGGUGAGCUAUCGGGAAAUGUUGGACUGUAUAAAGCAGAAAUGGCCCGAUUUGGAGCUGGUGCCUGGAGAAGUAACCGACAUAUCCAAGGCAUUUAGAGUACCAGGAUUUCAGGGCCAGCUGGGAUUCAUUACCUCUAUGUCAGACAAUUUCUGUGGCUCAUGCAGUCGUCUACGAAUCACGGCUGAUGGAAACCUGAAGGUGUGUUUGUUUGGGAACUCUGAGGUAUCCUUGAGGGAUUGUCUGCGUUCUGGAGCAUCUAAAGAUGAACUUUUGCACAUCAUAGGGGCGGCAGUGCGGAGGAAAAAUAAACAGCAUGCUGGGAUGAAUAAUAUAUCUCAGAUGAAGAACAGGCCGAUGAUCCUCAUUGGUGGGUGAUGUGGCUCAGGAGGCGCUAUGACCAUAACUGACUAUUGGCAUGUAAAUGUGUUCAGUCCAGGACUCUGUAAGACAAUUUCCUGAAUAAAGAUAGCACCUCCCCAAAGGACACUGCAUGGGGGCAAAGUGAGUGCCCGGGAAAGCCACUCUCCACGAUUCACAGUGGACUUCCCACUGAGACACAUUUGGGUUUCAAAGACACACCUUUAGGAUGUCAUACAUUUGUAUUCUUUUCUCUCAAAGCAAACUGUAUAUGAAAUGCUACAUGCACAAAGAAUCUAAAAUCUGUAUCUUAUUUGUUUUUCAUUGAAAUAUCUCAUUGCAAGUGGUUACAAUGGUCACACUCAUAUAAAAACAGAAUUCAAUGUUAAAGUAUAAGUAAAACUUCCUCUAAUGUUGAUAGACACCUCAUAUCCUAAACAUAAACCAAUCAUCCACUGUAUGCAAACUAAGGACAGCCCUGAGUUUUACAACAACCAAUCAGUACCAAAUUCCCAUAUGCUUUGGGUCUCUGGAUAUUUAAGGGAAUGAUGUAAAAUAGUUCGGCGGGACUUUCUAUAUCUAGAAAUUCUAUAUCUUUCUAUAUCUAGAAUAAAAUAAAAAGAAAUGUUUCUUUUUAUUUUAUUUUGAGGAAUCUGUAACCAGAUCUUCAUUCUUACCAGGUAUGCAAUGGUUUUUCUUUUUAUUCAUUCUUAUUUUAAUUGGAUUGUAAUUUGGCUUCUGAAUUAUGUUUUACCUACCUGGUUAAUAAAUUGUUAUGCUUUGCAUUCAUUCUAAUUUGCUCUGUAUUAUUGACUCUUCUAAGUUACUAUAAAGAAUGAUUAAUCCUCUGUUUAGGCAGGGAAGAUUAGCAUCACAUGCUAAUAUUGGUGAACCUCUAUUAUAACAGGGAAGCCUCUGUUACUACAGGGAAGAAUUGGUUAUCCUCUGUUUAGGCAGGGAAGAUUAGCACUACAGGUUAAUAUUGGUUAUCCUCUGCUAUAGUAGGGAAGUUUUGGUUAUCCUCUGUUCAGGCAGGGAAGAUUAGCAUCACAUGCUAAUAUGUGUUAUUCUCUGCUAUAGUAGGGAAGAAUUGGUUAUCCUCUGUUCAGGCAGGGAAGAUUAGCACUACGGGCCCUAUUUUAACGAUCUGAAACGCAAGUUCGAAGCGCAAAGCGCAAGUGACUUUGUGGGCGGAUCUUGGGCGCUGUUGCUAUUUUCCCGGCGGGAGAAAUAAGUCUUGCGCCGGGCGCAAAUCAAUAAGGGGUUGGUCUGAAGUAGGUUCAUUAUUCAUAGGUGUGGUUUGGGCGUAACGUCAAAUAAACCAAUCAGAACGCUAUCCAACAUUCCCUUUAAAUGCAAGGGCGCAAGUUCCAUGGCGGGUUGCUAUUAUUAAGACGGAUUUGACAGGCGCACGCCAGGAGCGGUUCACAGCCGAGGAGACCCACGUUCUUAUAAGAGCAGUCAAAGACAGAGAAGUUGUUUUGUUUGGGGAUGGGAGAAACCCGCCCAAAUCAGCGUCGGUUAAACAGGCGUGAGAGGAAAUAGCCGCAAUUGUCUCAUCAGCUGCGCCAAGCACUACAAUGAUGUCAGGAGACGGGGGGAUCCCAAGCUUGCCAGCAUAAAUCGGGCACGCCGGGCACACAGGAGGACAUCGCUGCGUCCACCCUCACCGCUGAAAGGGUUUGGGGGCUUUGAAAUCGGACACAAGAAACGCAAGCAAGGUCCAACCCCAAAGUACACUUACAAAUCAAGUUCACAUACAUGAAGGUUUCUUAUGAAAACAUUUUAAUUAUUAUUUAGAUAAAAUAAACGUAAUACAGCCACACAACAAACUUAUGAAAAUAUUUUAAUCGUUAUUUGCAUGAUAAUUGUUUAACGCUGCCACACAAAAUAAAUAAAAACUAUCACCACAAUGCUCACCACAAUGAUUUCCCUUAUCUCAUGUAUUAAUAUUUUUUAUUGUAACAAUUUAUGAUUUAAUGAUUUCCAUUAUCUUAUAUUUUUUAUUGUAACAAUUUAUGAUUUGCAAAAAUAACUGUUGCAUCUGUGUAGAUUAGAUAAGCAAUGCGCGUUCUGCACGCUAUACAUUAUGGUCAAGCAUGCGCCCUUAAAAUAGCAUAAUGAACCACGCGCAACGCGCCACUGACUUUAGACUAGUUUUUUUUGUUUAGUAGCGCAAUUGU
This is a messenger RNA of Misgurnus anguillicaudatus (oriental weatherfish), 3560 nucleotides long. The record is from RefSeq and is a predicted model, not a curated record. NCBI's taxonomy places the organism in Eukaryota, Metazoa, Chordata, Actinopteri, Cypriniformes, Cobitidae.